Messenger RNA from Capsella rubella, 981 nucleotides. Its product is annotated as zinc finger protein 6. Gene Ontology annotation, biological process: trichome morphogenesis; gibberellic acid mediated signaling pathway; cytokinin-activated signaling pathway. Bases 168 to 755 code for a protein of 195 amino acids. Gene Ontology annotation, molecular function: DNA-binding transcription factor activity; transcription cis-regulatory region binding. The record is from RefSeq and is a predicted model, not a curated record. The transcript has a single exon. Gene Ontology annotation, cellular component: nucleus. NCBI's taxonomy places the organism in Eukaryota, Viridiplantae, Streptophyta, Magnoliopsida, Brassicales, Brassicaceae.
AUUUUAAAAAAUCUCAUCUUAAUUAUAAAUAUAUGCACAUGCAAACUCAGGGGUUGAUCUCAUUAUAAGUCUUUAAUCUCAUCUUUCCAUUUUCAAGAAGACUUUUUAUAUAUCUGUCUCUCUCUAUCUCUUUGUACAUAUACAUAUAUAGAUAAACUUGCAUAUAUAUGGCUACUGAAACAUCUUCUUCUUUGAAGCUCUUUGGUAUAAACCUACUUGAAACGACGUCGGAUCAAAACCGGUCGCCCGAGCCAAGACCCGAGUCACGUAAGUAUGAGUGUCAAUAUUGUUGUAGAGAGUUUGCGAACUCUCAAGCUCUUGGUGGUCACCAAAACGCUCACAAGAAAGAGCGUCAGCUUCUAAAACGUGCACAGAUGCUAGCCACUCGUGGUUUGCCACGUCAUCAUAGUUUUCACCCUCAUACGAAUCCGCUUCUCUCUGCCUUUGCGCCGCUGCCUCAUCUCCUCUCUCCGCCGCAACCUCCGCCGCAUAUGAUGCUCUCUUCUUCUUCUUCUUCUUCUUCGAGUUCUAAGUGGCUUUACGGUGAGCACAUGGCGUCACAAAACGCCGUUGGUUAUUUUCAUGGUGGAAGAGGACUUUACGGCGGAGGGAUUGAGUCUAUGGCCGGAGAGGUUAAAGCUCACGGUGGAUCUUUGCCGGCGAUGAGGAGGUUCGCCGGAGAGAGUGAUCAUAGUAAUGGAGUUAAGUUAGAUAAUGGUAUUGGGCUUGAUCUCCACUUAAGUCUUGGGCCAUGAAUAAUUUGUAUUUUGGCCCAGUCAAAAUUUGUAAAUUACUACUAUUCGGAUUUCAUUUUUACAGAGUAAUAUUUUUUUUUUUUUUAUCUUAAUUUCAGUUUAAGAUUAGUGAUAUUUUUUAUCUUAGUUCAAAAAAAUCUCAUAUUCUAUGUAUGCGUUUGCUUCACUUUUUUUUUUAAAAAAAAUCAUUCUUCUUGUAAAAAUGCAAUGUGAACUAUCUUCCCUA